Messenger RNA from Paramuricea clavata, 1257 nucleotides. Lineage: Eukaryota; Metazoa; Cnidaria; Anthozoa; Malacalcyonacea; Plexauridae. The record is from the annotation of a GenBank genome assembly.
AUGUUGCGAACCCUGCCUGAACAAUACAAAACGAACUGGAAGGACCAUGUUAAUAAACUAAUUCACGCUUACAACUGUACGAGACACGAGGCUACCGGGUAUUCUCCAUUCUUGCUACUCUUUGGUAGGACGCCACGUCUCCCCAUUGAUCUCAUGUUCAACUUGCCAGAGAAACAAGAAGUAACGGGAUAUCCAGCCUACGUAAGAAAAUGGAAGACAGCGAUGGAGGAAGCGUACAACCUAGCUUCAAAAUCAGCUCAGCAAGCCGCGGAGAAGGGGAAGAAACAAAGCAACAAACGUAUUCGAUCAACAGUCCUUUCUCCAGGUGAUCGCAUACUGGUGAGAAACCUUACUCCACGCGGAGGUCCAGGAAAACUUCGAGGAUUCUGGGAAGACGAAAUCCAUGUAGUAGUGUCCCGAAAAGGCCCUGAAAGCCCUGUUUAUGACAUAAAGUCAGAAUCUGGACGUGGAAAAAUAAGAACACUACACCGCAACCUAUUAUUACCCUGCGAUUACCUCCCACCAGACCACGGCGUACAAAUUAACGAAUCGGUCAAAACGAAGAAGAGUGAAACAAGUGAAGGAAGAGAAAAGCUAAAACCGAGAAAACAGUUUUCUGCAAAUGACGAACAAGUUGACACAGAUUCAGAUUCGGAGGGAGAGGAGAGACCAUCUGCACUGCCAAAUGAUAUGAAAGAACUGAACGCACAACAGUCACAGCACACUGAGCACAGUGAAACGUUCGAAGACACCGAGAGAAAUGCAGUGACACCAAGUGAGACAAGCGAACAAGACGGAAACCCCACAGUGGAAGAACAAAAUCUCACAGCAGAGAAUACUGCAGGUGACAUUACAACAGAGAACCCAAUCACCCAAACCCCAUCGACGACGAAUGAACAUGAAAAUGUGAUCCAAGCGGGAAAUAACGGCGAAGAAACUGCUAGAUUUUAUCCACGACCACAACGAGUUCGACAGCCGCCAUCACGUUUUGGAUAUAACACACCCGGAAAUCCAGCGACUGGUGUGUUCAAUGUAUGUCAAAACCCCACCGUUGGAAUGAUGCAGACCUGCGGCUUCAUACCACCACAACCGCACCUAUUUUACGGUUACCCACCAACUCAACCACCAUUUGAUUACCCACCGACCCCACCACCGUUUGGUUACCUACCAACUCCACCACCAUUUGGUUAUCCACCAACUCCACCAUUGUUUGGUUACCCUCAAAUGUACCAGAACCAGCCAAUGUUUGCGUUUUAG